AACUUGAGAUAGUAAAGGUUGUAGUAAUAUGGAACUUAUGUGAUGUCAUCUCAACCAAUGAGCUCAACUUCUUAGCUAUCUCCCCAAAAUAGGUACUCAUUUCUGCUGUAAUUAAUAUGCAGGACUCUAUUUAUGAAAUGAAGCGAGCUAUUGAAGACAGAGAUAGAAAAAUUGAUAUUCUAUCUGAAAAGUUAAGAGCUCAUUUGUUAUUAUUCGAUUCAAUGUCAAAGGAGGCUUCCUCCAUUAAUAAACUUAUGGAUGAUGCUAGACACGCUCUCAGUCAAAAAGAGGAUGUAGUGGUUGGGCUAAAGAGGAAAAUGGAUGAGGUUUCUACUUUUGAGAAACUUUUCGUCGAGAAGAUCAACAACCUGGAAAACAAACUUAUGAAUAAUGAAGUGGAACUCACAAUCAAAGCUAAAAGAAUACGACAGCUGGAGGCAGAACUUGAGGCAGCAAUUCUUAGCAAGGAGUUCCAACCAAAGAUCACACAGCUUCAGAGAGAGAUAUCCACAAAGGAACUAUUUCUACAGAACUUAAUCUCAGAGAACAAGGGACUGUAUUGUGAAGUAGGAAGCUUAGGCAUUUUCAUAAAAAGGAUUCAAGAUGCCGUCACUCGUAUGGGUGAAGAGGAUAGGAAGACAUUCACCUCACUGAUGGAAGGCCAGGAAGAAUGCCUUUCAAUUAGACAAAAUGAAAACUUACGGAUUCCAGAUAUUGCUCAAAUCACAGGGAAAGACACUAAUCCAAAGUCUUCUGUGAUUGAAGAAAGCACAGGUUCCUAUCACGCCCUUGCUUUAUGUUCCUCACCAGAAGUUCAGGAGGAUUCAAUAAAGAGCCCCUUGAAGAAGGAUAACAAGAUUAACUGCUAUGUAUCAGAGAUACUUCUUCAACUUUGCAAUUGCAGUCUGUUUAUUCUCCCUCACCGUCAGCUUGCUCAGUGCCUCAAUGUGAAGCUAACAAUGCAAGUGUCUCUGCUGCUGCAGCAAAGGAUGAUUACACAGAAUUAGCGAACCAGCUGGAUUCUGAAUGUUCAACGACUCAAGUGGAGAUCCUGUAAAUUGUAUGAUUUUGGUCUUUGUAUCAGAAAUUUGAUUCGACUCUGCAAGCAAACUAGACUAACUUUUCAUAUACUUCAUUCUAGCAUAAAUUAACUUAGUGAAGUUUUGGUGAUCCACCAUGCAAACUGCCCUUGUACUCGAGGCUGGGAAAAUUGUCUUCUGUUUUCCACUUAUCUCUAUUUAGUUAACAUAUUCAAUUUUAAAACAAA
This is a messenger RNA of Nicotiana tabacum (common tobacco), 1267 nucleotides long. Lineage: Eukaryota; Viridiplantae; Streptophyta; Magnoliopsida; Solanales; Solanaceae. The record is from RefSeq and is a predicted model, not a curated record.